UGACGCAACGCGCUUUGCUGACUGGCUAGCGCACCAAGACACGCGAUACUCCGCCGCUGGACAAUAGCUCGUCAUAAGACACCGAGACGCCAUUCUCCCGAGUGCACGGAUAUCAUACUAACCUCAAACUCGUUGCAGCGCCGGCCUACCUAAGAUACUCAACGACAAACGAAGAUGUCUGGAAAUACGGAUUGGAAGUCAGCAUCUACCAUCUACGACUUUACGGCACGAGACAUCCAGGGCAAUGACGUGUCCCUGGAGAAGUACCGCGGUCACGUCUGCAUCAUCGUCAAUGUCGCUUCCAGGUGCGGCCUCACUGCUACCAACUACAAGGAGCUGGUGGAGCUGCAGAAGGAAUACGGCGAGAGCAAGGGUCUGCGCAUUCUGGCGUUCCCGUGUAACCAGUUCAACGGCCAGGAGCCGGGAAACAGCGAGCAAAUAGCCUGCUUCGCGCUCAAGACGAUGGGCGCCACCUUUGACCUCUUCGAAAAGGUGGAGGUCAAUGGUGACAAUGCUCAUCCCCUAUGGAAAUUCCUGAAGAACAAGCAGCCGGGGACACUGGGCAACUUCAUCAAGUGGAACUUCACCAAGUUUGUAGUCGACCGCGACGGCAAUCCAGUGGCCAGGUUCGCGCCCACGACGGAGCCCAAGAAGAUGGUGGACACGCUCAACAAAUUCUUCUGAGCCGGACGGGGGGGCUUUCGGCGUUCAGGCGGUUCCUACCAAUCGCCUCUGUUCCGUGGGGGCAGUAGAAUUCAUGCGUAAAAAUGCUGUUACACUUUCAACUUCUCACAGGGACUGUCAAAGCACAUUCGAGACUGUUUUCUAUCUGCACGUUGAAGCGAGAUUAUUUAGCGUAGACGUUUUGGGAAGGGGGAGGGGCGUGGAGUCCUUCAAGGAGCUGUACUGAGACGAACAUAGAAUUGUUUUCAGAGAUACAUGUCGGAAGCGCUCAUCCAUUUGUGUAAACUAAACUAAAAUUGCGAGCAUUAUACACCUGGUAUCUAAUAUCGUUUUUAAGCUUUUUCACUUUGAAAUUAUAUUGAAAUAUAUGUAUUAUUAACGUCUGUAGUCAUCGUUUCGAAGAUAUUAAUGCAAGUGUAUGAUACUGACCAUAAAGUCAUCUAGACUGUU
Messenger RNA from Schistocerca nitens (vagrant locust), 1134 nucleotides. Its product is annotated as glutathione peroxidase-like. Gene Ontology annotation, molecular function: glutathione peroxidase activity. Bases 175 to 684 code for a protein of 169 amino acids. Gene Ontology annotation, biological process: response to oxidative stress. The record is from RefSeq and is a predicted model, not a curated record. Lineage: Eukaryota; Metazoa; Arthropoda; Insecta; Orthoptera; Acrididae. The transcript has 4 exons.